Molecule: messenger RNA, 1282 nt
Organism: Gastrolobium bilobum
Lineage: Eukaryota; Viridiplantae; Streptophyta; Magnoliopsida; Fabales; Fabaceae
Product: calcineurin B-like protein 10
Exons: 9
Coding region: 27-815 (262 amino acids)
Biological process (GO): calcium-mediated signaling
Molecular function (GO): kinase binding; calcium ion binding
Source: RefSeq, a predicted model, not a curated record
GUCUGCAUUGGAAAGUUUUCAAUGACAUGGACUUCCCAGAUAACUCUCUGUCUCUGAGAUCGAGCUUGACGUUUGGAGAGACGCUGUGUGCGGUUUUCAUACCAUUGAUUGCAAUAGCUGAAGCCUUGUUUUUCAGUUUAUCUGGUUGCUUCGAUUUCUAUCGUCCUAAAAAGAAGAUCUAUUCUUCUACAUUUGAUGAUAUUAUCAACCUCGCUAAGGAUUCUCCAUUUACUGUUAAUGAAAUUGAGGCAUUGCGUGAGAUGUUCAAGAAGUUGAGUAGUUCAAUCAUUGAUGAUGGCCUCAUACACAAGGAAGAGCUCAAAUUGGCACUAUUGAAUACCACAGCUGGCGAGAAUCUUUUCCUUGAUAGGGUGUUUGAUCUCUUCGAUGAAAAAAGAAAUGGCGUUAUAGAAUUUGAGGAGUUUGUGCAUGCGCUCUGUAUCUUUCAUCCUUAUACUCCUAUGGAAAAGAAAAUUGAUUUUGCAUUUAGAUUGUAUGACUUGAGACAGACUGGAUAUAUUGAGCGAGAAGAAGUUAAGCAAAUGGUGGUUGCUAUUAUGUCAGAAUGUAGGAUGGAUCUGGAAAAUGAAGUCCUCGAAGCCAUUAUUGAUAAGACAUUUCAAGAUGCUGAUGCUGACAAGGAUGGUAGGAUAAGCAAAGAAGAGUGGAGAGCAUUUGUUGUUCAGCACCCAACACUAUUGAAGCCGCUGACUCUUCCUUAUCUGAAGGACAUCACCACAGUAUAUACCAGUUUCAUUUUCAACACCGAAGUUGAGGAUUCCCACUGGCAAUACAAUGUCAAUCAUAAAUGUUAAGGAGUGGAAGCCUGUUCUGUUGCAUCAGCGGUUACUGUUCUGAGAAGUUGAUUGUGCGGUUCCACUCUCCCAGUGUUCAUUCCGACCAGAGAAAAAUUAUGGAAAGUGGACCAAACCACCACCCCUCAAGUGGUGUUGUUCAUAAAUCUGAUCCAAACCGAGUAAGCCGACUAAAUUGGAUCAAAUUACGGAUUGGUUUGGUUUGGUAUGUUUCCUGUACAUCUCGGUUUGGUGCGGGGUACCAAAUUUAUUUGUGCAGUUCAGGAAACCAUUUUUGAAACAUUGAAAAUAUAUUUAUUAUCAUGAUUAAAAUGUUAAUAGAUAACACAACUCGGUCCAAUUUGACUGACCAAAGUUGAUUUGCAAUGGGUUUGGCAGUGGGCUAGUCCAUAAAUCUAAAAAAAAUAUAUAUCUUAAUUAAUUAUUGUAAUUGUUAAUUUUUUAUUUUUUAAGAUUACGUAAAUAAA